Molecule: messenger RNA, 1128 nt
Organism: Ilyonectria robusta
Lineage: Eukaryota; Fungi; Ascomycota; Sordariomycetes; Hypocreales; Nectriaceae
Exons: 2
Coding region: 262-1128 (288 amino acids)
Source: RefSeq, a predicted model, not a curated record
UUCACAUCACAAUGCACCCUUCCUGUCAGAUCCAACAGUUAUGAGCCCGGUUUGCCCAUAGCUGAAGCGGACGAUAUUCUUUGAUCAAGCUGUCGUCUCAGAGCCUUACAAGCUGUCUCAUCAGACCCCUUACAAGCUGUCUCACUAGACUCUUAUCAACCCUAUCUCCCUUCCUAGCCUAGGCUUGCAAUCUAGCUUCUUCAAGCUAGCCCUUCCAACUAGGUUAUUAACUUCCACUGUUGCUUGCAGUCAUCUAUCGCGAUGGGCGCUGCUGAUACGGAAGCCUCUUCCUGGGCCAAGCUCAAUGGGCCCAGUGACUGGAAACACUGGAUCGCCGGUAUCCGGAAAUCAGCUACUACAAAGGACGUCUGGGACCUUAUUGACCCCUUUAAGGAAAAUAAGGAACCCCUAGUCCGGCCGGUCUUUCCAACAGCUGCAGACAUCAAGCCUGAUGCAACUAGGCUGUCUGAGCUAACUCCAGAGCAAAGGAUUGACCUCAAUGGCCUCGAAAAACAGUAUCUCGAAGACGUUCGGAUCUACGAAAAACGCCAAAAGGCCCUAUCCUCUAUCCAAGACCGGAUCAUCCUGACUGUCGGCAACUACCGAGAUGUCAUCGACGACGAAGAUGACGUUGCAAAGGAACUAGCCCUCCUACGAGCCCGGAUCCAGCCAGCUACCUGGUUCCAUGAAAGAGAAGUCCUUGACCGCUAUCGAACAGCCCUCAAAGGGCCUAGCCGGACUAAGACUAAGGAUUGGGUCACAAGCUGGCAGAAGGUCCUCACAGAAGCCCGCAACCUAGGCCUUCCUGACACUAAGGGUCUCAGACCAACCCUAGAUUUCCUAGAGGCUGUCAGACCUAUAGACCUAACCUUUGCCGAUAUCUGGAUGAAUAAGAUCCAAUAUAAGGCAUCAAAGGGCAAGGCAGACUGGGAAGCGAAGAUCCCGGACGGUAUCGAGAUCAGCGAGCUGUUCGAAAAACAGGCUGCAGAAACGAAGGCACCGAGAGGGUCCUUUUCCACCUUCCAGCAAUCCGGGUCUUCUAAGUCAACCUACGGCUUGAAGACGGGCUCUUCCAGCUCAGACAGGCAGCCUAUAUCCCGGGUUUUCACACGAACGUUGUCUCGCUAG